GGACGGUGAUGUCACCCGUUUAUGGUCGGCGACUGCAUUAAAAGCAGGAUGCGGGGAGACCCUCCUCCGUUCCUCCUCACGCUCCCUCAACCCGUUCCCCAUCCACUUCGAUGGUCGCGGGUGUGUCACUGUGAAAAUGUCAAACGGGUCUGCGGGCGCCACGGCCUACGUGAGCCUGGCCACGUUUGCGGUCCCGCCUGGUGGCAAGUACCCCAUCUUCUUGGCGGGCAUCUUCGUCUACUUGUUCUGCGUCUUGUGCAACGUGACGCUGCUGGCGGCCAUCGCGCUACGCCGCCACCUGCACAAGCCCGUCUACUUCAUCCUGCUCAGCCUGCCCCUCAACGACCUGAUGGGCGUCACCGCCAUGCUGCCCAAAGUCCUGGCGGGCGUGUUGGCCGAGAGCAACCGCACGCCGUACCCGCUGUGCGUCCUCCAGGCCUUCCUGCUGCACCUGUACGGCGGCGGCAUCCUCUUCAUCCUGGCCGCCAUGGCUUUCGACCGCUACGUGGCCAUCUGCAUGCCGCUGCGCUACAACACCGUCAUGACCCCCGGGGUGGUGGUCGGCGUCGUCACCACGGUGUGGACUCUGGACCUGGUCCUGAUCACGGCGCUCUUCUCCUUACAGUCCGGGUUGCGGCGCUGCCGCUCGGACGUCGCCAACGUGUUCUGCGACAACCCCUCGCUGCUCAAGCUCAUGUGCGGCGACACGUCCGUCAACAACGUCGUCGGGCUGGUCAGCACGGCCGUCGUGCAGGCGCUCAGCCUGUCCGUCCAGGUCUUUUCCUACGUCAAGAUCUUGAUGGCGUGCGCGGUCACCAGGCGCACCGAGCCCAGGAAGAAGGCGGUCAACACCUGCGUGGCUCAGCUGCUCAUCCUGAUCAUCUUCGAGAUCGCCGGCACCUUCACCAUCCUGUCGCACAGGUUCCAAAAUGUGUCGGGCGACUUGCAGAAGGCGAUGGGCGUGUUGAUAUUUCUCAUCUCGCCUCUCCUGAACCCCCUGGUCUACGGGCUGUACACCAGUGAAAUACGAAACGCUCUGCUCGGGGUUUUGAAAAAACGAGUCUUUGUCUAAAACGGCAAUUCGGAGGGUCGGGACCUGGGGCUUUGCCGUCGAAUGUAACCCCAACCGGUGAAAUUGAAUUUGACCCGCUCUCAACAUUUGAACGCCCGAGGCACCACCGCGUCGGCUU
Molecule: messenger RNA, 1190 nt
Organism: Hippocampus zosterae (dwarf seahorse)
Lineage: Eukaryota; Metazoa; Chordata; Actinopteri; Syngnathiformes; Syngnathidae
Product: olfactory receptor 146-like
Exons: 1
Coding region: 137-1072 (311 amino acids)
Biological process (GO): G protein-coupled receptor signaling pathway
Cellular component (GO): membrane
Molecular function (GO): olfactory receptor activity; G protein-coupled receptor activity
Source: RefSeq, a predicted model, not a curated record